This is a messenger RNA of Theileria annulata, 4314 nucleotides long. RefSeq lists its product as uncharacterized. NCBI's taxonomy places the organism in Eukaryota, Apicomplexa, Aconoidasida, Piroplasmida, Theileriidae. The transcript has 5 exons. The record is from RefSeq and is a predicted model, not a curated record. The coding region runs from base 1 to 4314 and encodes 1437 amino acids.
AUGGAAAAUAUUACUCUUUUUGACACCAAUGAUCCUCAAGACAAUUUUACUGAUUCAAAUUCCGAUUUUCCUGAAAAUCUUCAAGUUGAUAAAAAAAAGAUUAAACGAACCACACCAACUCAUACCAUUGAUCCAGUAAGAGAAGUGGAGAAAUGGUUAUUGGAAAAUUUAAGACGUUUGAUACCUGAAGAUAUGCAUUCGAUGUAUAUAAAUGAGAAUAAUGUAUUAUUUUCAUUUGGUUCUUUGGAUUCGGAUCAAUUUGACAUCAACAGUGAAAUUGAUUUCGUAUAUGAAAUUACAAAUAAUGGCAAACGUUCAAUCCUCUCCUGUUUUGAUACUGUUACUUAUUAUACAAAUUUAACUUAUCGUAAUGAAAAUCAACGUAAAAGAAUAUCACUAGAUCAUCUAACUGAUCCAGCUUUUCUGCGUGUGAUUGAACCGAGUAGUGGAAAGUUUAUAUUAUCAAAUUUGAUAAAAUGUGCCUGUCAACAACAUAAAGGUUUAAAAGUUUAUGUUGACUAUGUUAAGAAUAAUAUUUUUUCUUUUCCAUUACUUGAAGAACUUAAUCGAUUUGCACUUUCACAGAAAAUUGCUUAUAAAUCUGCUAGACUUAAGGUAUCCGUAACGGUGCUUGGUCACACCACUAGCCCCCGAAGGGCCUUCUAUAUAUUAUGGUUUUUGAUGAGAUUAGCUGAGGAAUUGAAGUUGGUUGAAAUUGGAAAGACAUUUAAAAGAUUUUUAGACGAAGGAACGAGUGAAAUUAAUCGCAACUCACUGGACAAAAAUAUUACUCUACGGUAUUUUAAAUCAAUAGAUGCCAAUUCCCAACAUCAAAGUGUAUCCACAGAUAAGUCAGAUCACAGUGAAGUACUACAAUACAAUUUAUCAGACUCUAAACUUAACUUAGACUCUAUACCAAAGUCAUCGGAAUCUAUGCCAAACUUAUCAGAAUCCAAACUUAAUUCAUCAGAAUCUAAACUAAAUUUAUCUGAUUCUAAACUCAAUUCAUCAGAAUCAUGUACAAAAUUAUUAAAUACAAGUUCAAAAUUAUUGGAAAUGAAUUCAAAUUUGUUUGAUCCAAAUAGUUAUUCCGUUGAACCAAACCAUAGUUAUUCAGUUGAUCCCAAUCAUAGUUAUUCCGUUGAUGGGAUUUCAAUAAAUUCAUUACCAGACUUGAAUAAUAUAUCUGCUGGUAAAAAUUCUAUAGGAUUUACUUCACUUCAUAUUGGUGAUAUGGAAAUGUCUACACCAAUACGUAAAGACCCACUCUACAAUAAUAAACAUAUUGAUAGUUUUGAUAGUAAUUUCAUGAAACUUAUUGAUAAUACUACUCAAAACAUUGUUUAUACUCAAGAUAAUACACAAGUUACUACUAAUAAUGAUUCUAGUACUCAAGAUAUUAGUACACAAGAUAUUAAUACAGUUGGAAAUACCAAUACACAGAAUAGUAAUAGUACGCUGGAAGAUAAUAGAAUGGAUCAUUUUGUACAACGUGGAUUGGAUAAGUUUGUAAAGAAGAAACAAAGUUUUGCAUACAAGAAUGCUGUAUCCACAAUAUCAGUACUGGAAGCUGCGUGUAAACUAUAUGGUAAAGGACCUAAAUGGUCAAAUCCUAAUAAAAAGGAAUUUGACAUCGCUAAUAAAGGAAAGAAAUUAGUCUAUGUAAAACCAAGUAAUACUGUGAGACAAAAUGAUUUAGCAUAUCAAUACCUCAUGCAAUAUGCCUCUGUACAUCAGAAACUGAAUGGUGGUGUCAGACAAGAACACGCAGUCUCAUAUGGUAUUAUAGAACUUAAAAGGAACUCACCAAAUGAACCUUAUAAUUCUUAUACCAUCAAUACUGAGCCUUGGAAGCUUGAUAAUUACAGUAAAAAAUGGUCCAGACUCUCAAAUGCUAUUAAUUUCUCACCCUGGAUUCUCAAGUAUAACUCACCGGAAAAUUCACCAGUUAAUUCUCCACACUAUGAUACUCUGGAUAUUACUCCCAGCAACGCCAAUAUAAAUGUUGAAAAUAUUGUAAAUAAUUUAGAAAAGUUAAAUCAAACAAUUAAAUGUCAUGGUGUUAAUGUGGUAAGUAGUGUUGGUACUAAUACUACGGGUACCCAUAAUAGUGAUGUUAGUAAUACAGUUGAUAACAAAUUAGACAUAGAUAAUACAUCGGGUAACACUAAUGAUAAAUUAGACAAUACAAAUGAUAGAAUAGUUGGUGAAUAUAAGAUUAAAAAUACAGUUGUCACGAGUUUACAGUUGCCCGACAAUCAUAAUCCUAUAACUAAUGUAGAUAUAGUUGAUGGAUUAGAAUUUGUUAAAAAUAAUACUAUAGAUACUAUUAAUACAGUUGAUAAUGUUGUUAGUACUCUUGAUAAAGUUGAUCCAAUUAAAGUUGAUAAUGUUAAGCAAGUGGAUGUUAAAUCAGAGGAUACUAUAAACUCGGAGGAUAACUUAGUUGAUGUUGUACCAGCAGAUGUUGACAAAUUGUCUAUGGAGUUUGGUGAAGGAAUUAAAGAUAUGUUUGGUAUUGUAAAAUCGCAAACACCUUUAAUUGAUUUUGAAACACUUGCAUUCUCUACUACUGAUAUGGAUUCUGCAUGUAAUGAAAUGCCUCUUACCGCUCACGAUAAUGGUGAUCCAAAUACUUUAGAUGAUAAUCCUAAUAUUAAUACUUAUGUACCAAUAGAUACCACCAAUACAGUUGUACCUGGUACCACCACCACUGUUAAUAAUGUUAAUAUGGAUAAUGCAGAUAAUACUAAUAAUAUUGCUGUUGUUACUAAAACUGGGGAGUCAGGUAAUAACAAUAAUACUACGGAUAAUACUAGUAAUACUGUAAUAGAUAAUACAAUAGUACCUAAUAGAGUAUUAGUAGAAAAGAGAGUUAAUAUAGAGAAAUAUAAAGAUGGACAAAUGAAGUUGACUGAAUUGUUUAAAUAUGUUUAUGAGAAAAUUAGUAAGUCAAAACAGUUACCAGAAUGUCCAGAAUUAUUAAAUAUGAAAGCUGAAGUCAGGAAAGAACUUGAAAAUUUUACCAAAUUAGAUCAUGAAUCUAUGAUUAAUACCAAAAGAAGGAAAGUUUUAGAUGAAAAUUAUCUUGAACCAAUUCCUGAAAAUUAUGUUAAAAUUAACAAUAAAAUUAAAAUAAAAUCUGACAAUGGUAAUGAGGGAGCUAAUGGUAAUGGUAAGAGUACUACUGGUACUACUGGUGAGGGAACUAAUACUAAUGGUACUGUUACUACCACUGAAGUUAAUAAGAAUGUUGAUAGAAAAUUGAAUAAAAAACAACGUAUAAUGAGAAUGCGUGAGAUAAUGAAAAGUAUGAUAGAAUUUGAAGCAAUUGAGAGUGAGGAUGAGAAUUUAUCUGAUCCAGAGGAGAUAAAACGUUCACUACAACUAUUGAAGGAGAAAUUAAUGAACCCAUCGGAGAGUGAAAGUGAGCCUGAAUCUGAAACUGAGAUAGCUCAUGAGAUGAAAGAUUUUAUAGGUGAAGUGGAAAUUAAUGAAGAAGAUGAAGAAAUUGCUAGACAAAGGUUUUAUGAAGACUUGAGAUUACAAGAGGAGGCAGAACUUGCCAAACUCAUGACCUUUAAAGAGAAGGGUGAAAAAGAACUUACACGUCGUGAAGAAAGAUUAAAACUCUUGAUGAAACUUAAAAAUGCAAAGAAAACUGAUGAAUUUCAUCUUAGUGACUUUGAAUCUUCUGAUGAAGAAGUACAAAAGAAACAUAAAAUUAAAGUUACACGAGAACAUAUUGAUCAAUUACUCAAGUUAAAACAUCAAAAAUUCAUGUCUAAAGAUGAACAUCUUGAACAAUUUAUUGAUUUUAAAUUAAAUCAAGCUAAUAUUUCAAUUCCAUCGGGUAUUCCAUUACGGUGUUACGUUACGGUGCUUGCUCCAGCAGCUCCAAUAUCACUACUUAUUGAUAAUAUAAGUGUAAGUACAAAUCAUGUGGAAUUACCAAAGAAUAUGUUGGAACCAGAAAGUGUUACAAAGAUAAAAAGUAGAAGAGAUAUGAUUGAUAAUAUGUUUAAUGAAGGAUUUGAUUCAAUAUUUUCCAAUAUUGAUCAAUAUAAAUCAGAUUCUACUCUCAGUGUUAAUCCUUUUAGUACUCCUAAUCGUACACUUGAUAGCUCUCUCUCUAAAUCACCUAAAAAAUCAGGACUUGAUAAUUCUUUUUCUAAAUCACCUAAAAAAUCUGCACUUGUUAUGAAAUCAUUUCGUUGGGAUCAUUCACAAGUUAAACCAGGACAUUCUACUACAGUAAGGUAUUGCGUUACGGUGCUUGUACACACAGAUAGAUAUCCCCUACUGGGCCCUUAG